Molecule: messenger RNA, 1711 nt
Organism: Colletotrichum godetiae
Lineage: Eukaryota; Fungi; Ascomycota; Sordariomycetes; Glomerellales; Glomerellaceae
Exons: 1
Coding region: 306-1601 (431 amino acids)
Biological process (GO): positive regulation of transcription by RNA polymerase II
Cellular component (GO): nucleus
Molecular function (GO): transcription cis-regulatory region binding; DNA-binding transcription factor activity, RNA polymerase II-specific; zinc ion binding
Source: RefSeq, a predicted model, not a curated record
GAUUACUUUCCUAAAUAAGGUUAAUUCAACCUGGCUACUAAGUAGAACGCGCCCGAUAUGCAAUGCCGCUAUUCAUGCGACAAUUGAGUGGCGCCCCACCUUGUUGCCAUUGAGCUCAACUCAUGCCUGUUUGAACAACGGAGGCAAUUGUUUCCGUGACUUGUGUUUCUACAUUUCCUGAGACUUUACCAAAUAUCUUUUCAGACCGUCUCCCUUUAUCUACCGUAUGAGGUCAACAUCACCUUGCUCUUUGGUUGCUUUCCCAUUUGGGCGAUUUUGAACCUUGACCACUUCCUAAUCACGAAAUGUCUCAAACUCUGGAGAAAAAGGGACGUGGGAGGCCCCGCGGCAUUCGCCACGAUCGGGAUUGCGCGACCUGCAAGGCCCGCGGCGUCAAAUGCGACUUGAACCGGCCGAGCUGCGGACAGUGUAUCAGCCAUGAUGUGCCCUGCGAGGGCUACAAGCAACGAGUUGUUUGGAGGGCAUCUCAUUCCACGAACGUGCCGCCUCCCAAGGUUCCAGACCACCGGCCUUUGACCGCCAGCCCAAUUUUGAUCGAUAAUCAACCUUGCGCGACGGCAUCUAUGCGGAAUAUACCCUCGAAAUAUAAGCAAGUUGAAGUCGAUGAUUCGAACUGGACCACUCAUUAUUUCAAGUAUCUUAAUCACUUUCGUCAGAAGAUGGAUCAUAUUCAGACCGACGCCCAGCAACAAGGCAAUGCCAGAACCCACGAUUCUCUGUCCAGCAUAUGGUAUUUUGCAUGGAAGCGAAUGACACAGACCAUUCCCGUGGACGAUGAGUCGCAUGUGGAAUAUGCCUUGUGUCAUACUGCUGCUGUAGAGGCACUCCUUCAAUCUGUGGACCAAGAGGGGAUCAAAGCCAUCUUCGGGAUCGCCACCUUUGCCUUCAUCGACGUCUACAAGGAACCCUUCGCAGCCUGGUCGCGGCAUCUGAGAGGAGCUAGGGCGGUUCUCGACCUGCAUAGCCCGGCACCUGAACGUUUUGCAGAGCUCUGCUCUGAAAUUAAUGGUCUUCAGGAGGUUGUAUCUCUUCUUUGCUGGUACGAUAUUACCGGGUUGAUGAUUAGGCGAGAUCGAGGACUAAUAUUUGAGGAUUGGCAUCGAGAUUUUAUGGAAGAUAAUCUGUUUGAGCUUGUGGGCUGUCCAAAAGACGUAUUUCAAAUAUUCACACCAAUCGUGAAGGAGGGCUUCGAAUGCGAAUCGAGGCACCCUGACCUGUACGUUGCUGCAACGAAACAGCUGCUCAAGACAUCACGUGGUAGUCACGAUCACGGAGACCUUCUGCGGGACGCUUGGAGAUACUCCACGGUAAUGGCAAUCUAUGAAGCGGAGUUCAGUGUGAAAAAGACCAGCUUUGAAGCUAUCAUGCAUGAACUGGCAGACCGGAUCUGCGACAUCCUACAGGCUAUACCGGCGAAAUCGGCGAAGUAUCGUCAUUUGCCAUUUGCUGCUUUCAUAGUUGGCCGUCUUUCCCAGUCUUCGCAUCAUUCUAAGAUUGCCCAAAGGUACUGGGAGAUAUGCAAUUCUCUGGAAGAUCCAAUAUACCCCAGCGGCGAGCGUAUGUAUAGGACUGAUCGUUGAGUCUACAUAGCCACUUUAGGUAGCUGUAGGGGUAAGUGGUAUCAGCUUACGGUAUUGAUAGUCUGGCUUGGCGGUUAUCACGCAAGUAAACCGAAUGUCACUUAUCAGAG